GAGAAAAUCAGUGUUGCUCGCGCAGUUCUCAAAUAAACACGUUCGGUUGGCGUUCUCAUAUCUCGAAACAGUACAGUACCAGAGACACUUUCCGAUGGAAUAAUAGAUAUAUAGAUUUAUCUACUGAACUUUCUCAUUCCAUUCAAAAAAUUUUAAAAUUUCAGUGAGGGGGCGAAAUUUAUAAAAUUAUCGUAAUCAAAGACUGUGCCAUGAAAUCUGCCUUACCCUAAGAAUUGGGAUAUUUUUGGUGAAUUGUGAUUUAUAUUUUAGUUGGUGAUAACAUUCUCGUUCUGAAAAGUGCUUGAGAGCUGCUCAACGUUAUGACCGUCGAAACUUUGAAGCCUUUUAUAAAAGUUCCCGUGGAAUCAGGAGAAUCGAAGCGACCAAAUGGAAGCAAGACCGCUUUGGUUUGCCAUUCUAUUGUACUGGCAAUCUUUUACGCAGGACUUUUGGGAUUCGUGAUUUGGAAUUCUGUACGAGUGGCGAACCUUCAAAAAGAAGUUAAACACCUCAACCUGCUGUUAGAUACUAUGCAAAAGCGUCUUGGUUUCGAUUUACUUGAUCUCAAUGAAUUCGAAGAAGCGUAUGGUCACAGUGUGUCUGCAGAAAAAAUAAUCCCUGAUAAAAGCUUCUUUAAUAUGGAUGAUGAUCAAGAUGAAUAUGAUCCUGAACUGAAUGAUAUGGAAGUCGAUGACGAAGACUACAUGGAUGAUGAGCUUCUUGGCGGUAGUUCUGAAGAAGAGGACUUAUCAAAGGCUGCAAACGAAACUUACAAAAUUGAUUUAGACAGUUCUCUCUAUGAUGAUCUCGAUGAAGACUUGGACGAUUAUGAAUACGGAUUGGAUAUAGGUGGCAAUAGUGAUGAAAAUAGUGAACGAAAAACACGGUCAAUUGUAGCACGAAAUGGUGUUCCAGUUGUUGAUGAACCCUACUCUGCUAAAGACAGACCUGCAGAGGGACAAGGCGCAGUCAAACCAACAAUGAAAUAUGACUGGAAUGAGAAAAGGCAACAGUAUUUAGAACGGAAAUAUAAAAAGUAUAUGGAGAUCCGCUCGAAACCAGCAAACAUGCGAAUGGAACAGGGAAAAGAUGGCGAUAGCAAUCAGAACAAUCACCCAACUCAACAGGGACAGCGGCAACAUUGGAUUGAUUCUAGGACAACAGUAUCUCCUUUCACUGUUCAUACUCGUCCUAAUCGCGUUAUGCACACAAGUGAAGACAGAUCGAAAGCUUAUAGAGAAGAUAAGGCGGCAUCGUAUCCUGGACAAGUUGUAUUAACGGGAACACGGCGACGAGUGGCGCGACCAGUACACAAAAGUCUAGAAGGUCGAGGACGACAUCGGUCAGUAGCUGUUCAUUAUGUUGGCGACACAAGUCGUUAUAUCCCGGGUCAUCAUCGACACUACGAAGGAAAUGGUCGUUUAAGGCAUACAGGCGGAGUAUACGUGGACUGGGCCGUUGAUCCUUCAAUCAGUAAUUCGAAUCAAUUCUUCCGCAUGGAGAAUGGGAUUGUGACGGUACAAGAAACUGGAAUUUAUCUCAUUUACGCCCAGCUGUUUUAUCACGAUGAUCAUGAUACAAAUGGGUUCCGCAUCGAAAAGAACGGAGUUCCAUUCCUCAUUUGCACAACUAUGACACAUUCGGUUGACAGAGUUACUAAGUCGAAUACUUGCUUCACCAGUGGCGUUACACUAUUAAAGGCGGACGACAACAUUCGUAUUUCCGAUCUUGCUUAUGAUCGUCAUGUAAUCCUUGAUCCGGUAAGAAGUUUCUUCGGAUUAGUAAAAUUGGGUGCCCAUACUCCCAUUCAUGGCACACAUCAUCAAUCGCAUGAAGACAGAAUGCGAAUGUUGGAUACUAUGAAACGAUCUCCAAAAAUUUUAAAUAUUACUGACAUCUAAUAUUCAAACGACAGUGGGUUCGGAAUGAGAUCAGGACAAUACUAACACCGGUUUUGUGCAAAAAAAUAUUUUUAAAUAAUUUGAGAUCAACUCAAGAAUAAUUCCUUUCAACACCGUUGUCCAUGUAAUUCAAAUCUUGUCUUUAUCCGGCAACCUUAUUACAUAUUCAUUCACGGAUCAUUCCGAACCUGCUAACAAUCUCCGAAUUCUCAUCAUGUGAACAAUAAUUUUGCUAUCUUUAUUAUUUAUAUCGAUAUAUUCUAAUGAAAUUUGAUAGAUGUUAAGAUAAACGAAAGUGAUGAUGAUGACGCUAAAUUGCGCUUGUUUUAUAUUAAAAUUAACCAAUAGGCUAUGAAACUGAUAAAUAUUUACAGAAAAAAAAAGAAAAUAAAUAUAUACAAACACGAAUAUUCGAAGGAUAAAAAAAAUAUUUAGAUGAUAUACUCUUAUGUUAGACAUGGAUGUAUUAUAAUUUUCUAUGAGCCACUAAAAUAGUUAUUAUAUUUACAUUUAUGUAUAUGAAACCAAUAAGAAAUAUUUAAUGUAUGUACACUUUAUUUAAUUUGUAUAUUUAUAUAAUGAAAUAAUGAAUAAAAACACAGUGCCAUUUAAGUGAUCA
Hermetia illucens (black soldier fly) is the source of this 2520-nucleotide messenger RNA. It is a transcript of the gene egr, whose product is annotated as protein eiger. The record is from RefSeq and is a predicted model, not a curated record. Gene Ontology annotation, biological process: immune response. The transcript is spliced from 11 exons. Gene Ontology annotation, cellular component: membrane. Gene Ontology annotation, molecular function: tumor necrosis factor receptor binding; receptor ligand activity. Lineage: Eukaryota; Metazoa; Arthropoda; Insecta; Diptera; Stratiomyidae. Bases 321 to 1901 code for a protein of 526 amino acids.